AUGUGGCUCCUCACCACCAGCCGAGCACAGCUCCAAUGGUUCGCUCAUCCGCCAGCCAAGUACGCCGUCCUCUCGCACGUGUGGGGGACUGAGGAGCAGUCGUUCGGGGAGGUCCAGGAGAUUGAACGAAAGUGCAGGGCGGACGAGAACCCGCGCAACUUUGUAUCGGACAAGAUCCGCUGCUGCUGCAUGUGGGCGGAGGCGCACGGGUUCACGUUUAUCUGGGUGGACACUUGCUGCAUCGACAAGACGAGCAGUGCUGAGCUGUCGGAGGCGAUUAACUCGAUGUUCGCGUGGUACGCCGCAGCAACAGUCUGCUACGUCUUCCUCUGUGACGUGUCCGAUGGCGAACCCCCGUCCGCCCCGAACUCGACCUUCCGCAAAAGCAAGUGGUUCACGCGCGGGUGGACACUGCAAGAGCUCAUCGCCCCCAAAGUCGUCAUCUUCCUCUCGCGGACAUGGUUCCCUAUCGCGUCCAAACGCUCCAUAUCGCCGUUGCUCGAGGAUAUUACCGGGAUCGACGCCGCGGUGCUCAUGGGCAACAUGUCUCUCAGCGAAGUGAGCGUGGCGCGCCGCAUGUCCUGGGCAUCGGCAAGGCGGACAACCAGGGUGGAGGAUGAGGCGUACUGCUUGAUGGGCAUUUUCGGCGUGCACCUCUCCACGAUCUAUGGCGAAGGGAAGGAGGCAUUCCUCCGGCUCCAGGAGGAGAUCAUGCGACGCAUCCCAGACACGACCUUGUUCGCGUGGGGGCCGCGCGCUGAUCCUGUCGAGACGCUGCUAGGCUACCGCUCCGUUUUCCCGACGUCGCGCGGCACCGAUUACGCGGAUCGGUCCUCUCUCCUUGCAUCGGGACCUGCGGCGUUCAAGGAUUGUUCUGACCUCGUCAAGCUACCGGAGAAGUUCUUCGCCGCGGCAUAUGACGUCACACCUCGCAAUACGUCCUUCACUGUAUCAAGCCACGGCAUCCAAGCCACUUGUCCCGUCAUACGUUUCUCUGGAGGAUGCGCCCUUUUGUUGUUGCCUUGCGCCAAGGCGCAGGGCGACCAACUAUCGUUUGUGGGGGUCAUCCUGCGCUUCCAAGGGGAGGGAAGCCCCUGGGCUGUCGGAACCCGUGCACUGGUAGAGGAGGUUACUCUCGAGCAGCGUGAAGCGAGUAACUCUGCUAGCCUCAUCGAACAAUUACUAGCGCGGAAAUUGACAGCCAAGACCCGCCAAGACCACUUCGACGUGCGAUGUGUUCUCCUUCCUAUGGGAUUCGACUUCGGGACAUGUCUUCAACGACCCCUCAAGCGGCCGUCACGGUCUCAGCCCCUCGCACCUGUAUGGGAGCAAAGCUAUGUCGCAUACCGGCUGGAACACGUCAUUUCGAAAGACCCCAGACCAAGUAGCCCCAUAGGAUUGCAGCGCACGGCGUCCCUAUCGCUAUAUUACAAACUGUUCUUCCCUUCGUGGGUGAUCGCUCGGCUCGAGCUCCGCGGCUUCAUGGUGCCGGCCCUCGCCGUUGACCCCGCUCCUGGCUUCAAUGUAGGGGAACGACUCAGUAUCCCCUUCUUUGACUGGCGGAAGAAGGAGCAGAUGCGCAUGGAGCUCCGGACGGAUAUCCGAAUACAUGCCUCCUCGGGCACCCGUAUGGCGGCUCUGUGGUGUACAAUCCUGCUGCCUACCGACACCAACAGAUCUCUAGACGCACAGAUGUGCGCUCUCCAUGGGGGAAACGGGAGCAUGGGGGACAGGGGCAUGCAGAAAAGUGGCACGGCGGGUGAAGGCGGCUUGCCAGACAACGGUCCGGAAUCCGCGAACGGGGGCGCCAUCGAGAUCGAAGCAGGGUUCGUGGAUCUUUGGGAGCAUUCAGGGUGCAAGGGGUGCAAGGAGUUCUCCAGCGGGCGUUGGCGUCUUCUCCUUACUUUCACGCGCUUGUGUGACGACGUUGGCCAGGAGGAUGCCGAUGUAAAGAACGUGUAUCUUGUCGAUAUUGACCUGAGCAACGUGGACGUGUAAGAAGGGCUUGUAUAUGUGUAAUAUUGGCGAUGCUGUAUGUACUUUGAUGGUCGUGUAGCACCUGCGUAGCAAUAUCUCUCGGUACCUCAGUCUAGC
This is a messenger RNA of Trametes versicolor FP-101664 SS1, 2094 nucleotides long. RefSeq names its product HET-domain-containing protein. Bases 1 to 1998 code for a protein of 665 amino acids. The transcript has 3 exons. The record is from RefSeq and is a predicted model, not a curated record. NCBI's taxonomy places the organism in Eukaryota, Fungi, Basidiomycota, Agaricomycetes, Polyporales, Polyporaceae.